This is a messenger RNA of Meriones unguiculatus (Mongolian gerbil), 1601 nucleotides long. RefSeq names its product heme oxygenase 1 (gene Hmox1). The coding region runs from base 148 to 1014 and encodes 288 amino acids. The record is from RefSeq and is a predicted model, not a curated record. Lineage: Eukaryota; Metazoa; Chordata; Mammalia; Rodentia; Muridae. Gene Ontology annotation, molecular function: heme oxygenase (decyclizing) activity; heme binding. The transcript is spliced from 5 exons. Gene Ontology annotation, biological process: heme oxidation; heme catabolic process; response to oxidative stress.
CGGGCAGCUGCUCACCGCAGUCAGCGACAGUCGCCUCCAGAGUAUCUGCCGACAACCGCUGAGUGGAACCUGCCGGAGCAGAGCCAUCUCGACCGUAUCCUGGAGCCCGGAGAGAGCAGAGCCAGCCUCAGCCAGCCCAGCCCGGCGAUGGAGCGCCCACAGUCCGACAGCAUGCCCCAGGACUUGUCUGAGGCCUUGAAGGAGGCCACGAGGGAGGUGCACAUCCAGGCGGAGAAUGCUGAGUUCAUGAGGAACUUUCAGAAGGGUCAAGUGACCAGGGAAGGCUUUAAGCUGGUGAUGGCCUCCUUGUACCAUAUCUAUGCGGCCCUGGAAGAGGAGAUAGAGCGCAACAAGCAUAACCCAGUCUACGCACCACUCUACUUCCCUGAGGAGCUGCACCGAACGGCUCCCCUGGAGCAGGACAUGGCCUUCUGGUAUGGCCCCCACUGGCAGGAGGUCAUCCCUUUCACACCGGCCACACAGCACUAUGUAAGGUGCCUCCAUGAGGUGGGGCACUCUCAUCCUGAGCUGCUGGUGGCCCACACAUACACCCGAUAUCUGGGUGACCUCUCAGGGGGUCAGGUCCUGAAGAAGAUUGCACAGAAGGCCUUGGACUUGCCCAGCUCUGGUGAGGGCCUGGCCUUCUUCACCUUCCCUAACAUCGACAGCCCCACCAAGUUCAAACAGCUCUACCGCGCACGUAUGAACACUCUGGAGAUGACACCUGAGGUCAAGCACAGGGUGACAGAAGAGGCUAAGACUGCGUUCCUACUCAACAUUGAACUGUUUGAGGAGCUGCAGGGUCUGCUGACACAGGACAAGGAUCAGAGGCCCUCACAGAAUGAACAGCUUCGCCAGCGUCCUGGUAGCCUGGUGCAAGACACUACCGCAGCAGAGACACCCAGAGGGAAACUCCAAAUCAGCACCAGCUUGUCCCAGUCACCGCUCCUCCGAUGGGUCCUCACUCUCAGUUUCCUGAUGGCAACAGUGGCAGUGGGAAUUUAUGCCAUGUAAAUGCAAAUGUGCUGGCCCCCAUGGGCUGUGAACUCUCUCCAAUGUGGCCUUCUCUCUGUGGAGAAGAAUCUUGCCUGGCUCUCUUCUCUUGGGCCUCUAAGAAGCUUUUGGGGCUCCUAGCCCCAUCCCUGUGUCCUCUCUCAGGAAUGCAGGAAGGUGCCUUCUACAUUUUUCCCUCACCAAAAGCACAUCCAGCCAGUGGCCUGAACUUUGAAACCAGCCGCCCCAGUUCCUGCAGCAGAGCCCAACAGCUUUGGCCUGUCAUGGCAGCUGUUCUGAACCCAGUGCCCUCAGUUGUCAGCAUCCAUGUUGACUGACCAUGACCACUUUCCCCCGUGUCAUGGACACUUUGAUAUCAGUGUGCAGAUUUUCCGUCUGUCUUGUGUUUCUGUCUUGGUUUUUCCCCAGUUCCACCUGAAUGGUGGUAUUUUGUUGUGUUUUUUUUUUUUUUUUUUUUUUUUUUUCUAACAAAGUCUAACAAAGUUGGGCUGUCUUAUGAUGGGUGGGUGGGGAAGCAUUAUUUUAUUAGUUUUAACCUUGGUCUCCAACUUCUGUGUGAAAUAAUAAAUGGCAUUAUCUGACAGUCA